AUGAUUGCCACACAAAUUUUGAUUUUUACGGUUGUAUUUAUUUCUUCAGUCCAUUUUAUAAUCUGUCCAGCUACUGCAACUGGCGGUGCAACGAAACCAAAUAUGAAACAAUUUGCUGUUGUAGAUAAUAAACCAGAAGAUCCAACCACGGUCGAAGAAGAAUUGAAUCAAUCAGAGCCAGUGAAAAAAUCAGUUCCAACCAGAAUUCGUCAUGUGGUGACUAAAUCCAUUGGUUUAUUUUUUUGGCCCUUAAGAAAAUCGUUUAAUGCAAUCAAGGACUAUUAUCGUAAUAAAAUAUCUUCACAAAACAAACGCGGAACGAAGAUUGAGACAAAUUAA
Molecule: messenger RNA, 339 nt
Organism: Macrosiphum euphorbiae (potato aphid)
Lineage: Eukaryota; Metazoa; Arthropoda; Insecta; Hemiptera; Aphididae
Source: the annotation of a GenBank genome assembly